AUUCAACAGACAUGCCUUCCGUUACCAACCAGUCCAUCUUGAUCGUGGGAGGCUCUUCCGGCAUUGGCUUCGCCGUCGCCAAGCUGUGUCUGGCCGAGAACGCGCAGGUGAUCAUUGCCUCAUCCAACCAGGACAGGGUCGACGAUGCUAUCAGACGACUCCAAGAAGCUGUCCCUGAAGCCAAAUACCAACCCACCGGAUACAGAGUCGACCUCUACGGCCAUGCGGCCGAGGCCAACCUGGAGCAGCUGUUGUCCGCAGUGACAGAGCAGGGCACCAAACCGCUGGACCACAUUGUGUACACGGCAGCCAGACCCAAUCUUCGCGCCUUGUCAGACUCGGACAUUGAAUACUUUACCGACUGUGCCAUGCUCACCAUGUUCAUGCCCCUUCUCAUCGGCAAGCUGGGUCCGCGGUUCCUUCGCCCCGGCUACACAUCGUCCAUCACCAUCUCCUCGGGCUCUGUGGCGGAAAGGCCCAUCCCGGGUUUCGUCCACUACUCGGGCUACGCUGCGGCUCAGCAAGCCAUUGCUCGAAGUCUUGCCCUAAACCUGGCCCCGCUGCGGGUGAACUGCGUCGCGCCUGGGGCUACGGAGACGGAGCUCUGGGGGGAGCGGCGCGAUGCCAUACGCGCCGAGUACACAAAGACUUCGCUGUUGGGGAAGGUUGGGCGCCCGGAAGAGGUGGCGGAGGCGUAUCUGUAUCUUAUCAAGAACACGGAUGCGACCGGUUCUGUUGUGAACAGCAACGGGGGGUCGAACUUGAAGUGAGUGGUCGGUUUGUUGCACAGCUACAGGGAGCAAGGGUUAGUUGAGAAGCCUUCAAAAGGCAUUUGAGACGAGAGGUCAACUCUAUCACG
Messenger RNA from Emericellopsis atlantica, 859 nucleotides. RefSeq lists its product as uncharacterized. The coding region runs from base 12 to 770 and encodes 252 amino acids. The record is from RefSeq and is a predicted model, not a curated record. The transcript has a single exon. Gene Ontology annotation, molecular function: oxidoreductase activity. NCBI's taxonomy places the organism in Eukaryota, Fungi, Ascomycota, Sordariomycetes, Hypocreales, Bionectriaceae.